Molecule: messenger RNA, 768 nt
Organism: Colletotrichum orchidophilum
Lineage: Eukaryota; Fungi; Ascomycota; Sordariomycetes; Glomerellales; Glomerellaceae
Exons: 1
Coding region: 1-768 (255 amino acids)
Source: RefSeq, a predicted model, not a curated record
AUGUCACAAAACCUGUUUACCACUGCUGCUAUCAUCUCCUUCACAGCCGUGAUUCUGUUUUCAGUUCAAUUUGCUUCACAAACCGAACCGUCCAACCGGCCGGUACCCACCAUGUCGUCCUUUGCAGCAACGACCUCAAACGCCGGACAUGACACCAAUGAUCCUAGCAAAAGACGUUGCCACUGCGCCGAAAUACGGAAAGAAAACCGACUGCGCCAAGCGAUGGGACGCGAAGAGCGCUUAGUCAGCGGGUUCAACGACGCCGGACGCCUGCUCCUUAACCGCCGGACGGCUUUUGGCUUCGGCCACUGGACCACAGUCUACGGAUACCCAAGCACAGGCGGAUGCUACACGUUGAAAUGCGACGGUGUGGAACUGGACUUUCUGGGACUGAGCCGUUUUGAGCCCACGUUCAGGUCAGGGGAUCCGGACGAGGAGGAUGCCCACUGCGCACGAAUGGUGAAGCUCGGGCCGAACUGGUGGAAGAGCUUGACACAUUAUCUGGUCAAUCAGUCUUUUGAACAAGCGACGUGGGAGGAUGAUGUUGUGAUUGCUGGGUAUCCGGCCGCGGGUGGUCUCUGGCUGUUGAAGACUACGAGGGCAGAAGCGGCUGACGCCGGAGUUGCCGUGAUACACAACGCAAGGAACAUGGAGGAACGAUGCCGGCUGAUUGCAGACUGCGGCGGGAGAUUCUUCAAAGCAGCUGACAAGGUUCCAGAGCUUGUGAUUAGGAUAUACGGCGUCCACCAAGGAAGGGUCAGACAGUGA